AUGUCAAUGAGAAGGCACGCGCACAGAUCCCCAGAGAUAGUAUUGGCCAUCCUGCCGACAAACAGUCGUGCCAGAGAUAGUAUUGGCCAUCCUACCAAUAAGACAGGUGCACAGAUCUCCAAUAGUAUUGGCCAUCCUACGUGCGGAUCCCUACGACCAGACAAUCAAUCGCUUCGUCAGGCGCAUCUGUGGGUCGACGACCAGACGAUUAAUUGGUUCGUCAACUUAAGUUGCAAUGACCAGACAAUUAACCGCUUCGUCAACAGAAAUUGGAACGACCAGACAAUCAAUCGGUUCGUCAACUGGAAGAAAUUGCAACGACCAGACAAACAAUCACUUCGUCAACUGAAAAUUGGCCAUCCUGCCAACCAGACAGUUACUGCAAUGCCUGAUAAUAUUCCUCGUACUCAAGUCUGUCGACAAGACUUCAGUGCACUUCAGCUUCUGUGCGGAAGUUGCGCACAAUGGUUCAAAACUGUUGCUGGCCGAACGAAACAUUGUCUUGCUGCACACCCUGUUCCACCAGUAGUGCCUCGGGCCAGUCGCUCCCCAGAACUCAAUUUUGAAAUGGAUGUUGACGAAGGAUGCACUGACUAUGAUAUUGACAUGGGCGAUCCCCCACGCCAACCGUCCCCUCAGCCAAACAUCCACACAGAGUUUUUUGGGCCUGGCAAUCGUCUGUAUAGGAACUACCACAUGGGUCUCGAUGAUGGUAUAUAUCUCCCUCCUGGCGCUCCUCCUCCUCCUCCUGAGAAUGUAGCCUCGGACGACUGGACACCCUUUCAUAGCCGUGCGGAAUUUGAAAUGGCGGAGUUUCUGUACACGCAAAAUCAGAUGUCGGCUGGUCAGAUCAACCGACUGUUGGACUUAUGGGCAUCUACCCUCGCAAAGCACAAUGACAGGCCACCAUUUGCAGAUCACCGCGAUCUUUACGCAGUCAUUGAUAGUUCACCCUUUGGAGACAUAAAAUGGCAAUGUUUCACGGUGGCCUAUGACAGUGAGAGACCCGAAAAUCCCAAGCCCUGGAUGGAUGAUAAGUACGAUGUAUGGUUCCGUGACCCACGUGAGGUGACACGCAACAUGCUUGCCAACUCAGCAUACGCUAAUGAAUUUGACUACCGCCCAUAUCGAGAAUACUCUACGGAGAACGAUCAGCGUCAGUGGAAGGAUUUCAUGUCAGGCGACUGGGCCUGGGACCAGGCAGACAAAAUUGCUAAAGAUCCAAACACGCUCGGCUCGACGUUCGUCCCUAUCAUCCUCGGUAGCGACAAAACAACCGUUUCAGUCGCAAUUAUUGGGUUUCUCGCUAUGCCAAAAACUACAAAGAAACAUGCGGAUGAGCCAACCUUCCGAAAUUUUCGUCGACAAUUAUUUCACUUGUCACUCUCAAAGAUUCUCAGUUCGCUUAAGCCGGGCAUGACGACACCCGAAGUCGCACGUUUUGGAGAUGGUCACUACCGGCGAGUUGUAUAUGGGCUAGGACCUUACAUCACAGACUACGAGGAGCAAGUACUAUUGACGUGUAUUGUUCGUGGUCGGUGUCCUAAAUGUAUGGCACCUCGUGCCAAUCUUGAUCAAGACUUGUUGUGUCGUUGCCGUGACUAUGUAGAGGCGCUUAUUGAAGAAGGUCCCUUGGGUAACUUGUGGAAUGAAGCAGGGAUAGUUCCAGAACUUGUGGGACGCGGCUUCAAGCAAUGGACGGGAGAUGACUCUAAGGCCCUGAUGAAGGUCUAUUUGCCCGCAAUUGAGGGUCAUGUACCUACUGAUAUCGUGCGCGCCUUCCGUGCACUCCUAGAAUUUUGCUACCUCGUUCGCCGCAAUAUCAUCACAGAGGAUGUUCUAGUUGAGAUCGAAGAUGCACUCUCACGGUUUCAUCAUUACCGCGAAAUCUUCAAGACAUCGGCACGAGUUGAAUUCACACGUCGAGGGAUGUUAGCUGGCACCUGCCUCUCAGCAGCUAUGAAUGCCUUAGUUCCUGGAACAAUACCAGCAACAGCAACACCAGCAACAGCAACACCAGCAACAGCAACAACACCCGCAACAGCAACACCAGCAACAGCAACACCAGCAACAGCAACACCUGCAACAGCAACAACACCGGCAACAGCAACAACACCGGCACCUGCACCAGCUGCACCUUUGCGGAUUAGUAUUGAUGGGGACCUCGAAAUCGAUGACGGACCAACCGUUUUACAAGCCUUCGUGCAGCUGGCAAAAACCCCCCAGUGGAAAAAGCGUGCUCAAACUGUCCCUGCACUCGCUGAAGAACUCAGUAUACCUCGCCUUCCCGACCUCCUUGCACAGUUUUUAUUCCAACAAUUACACCCUGACGAUCACCGUGACCCAUGUGAUGUACCUCUCGCGGAAUCCUCGUCACGCUUCUAUGCGCCCAGUGAUUUAAGCAGUAGCGGUGGCAUGCGCACUGAGCACAUCCGCUCUUCUCCAUCCUGGUGCAAUGAGCACUCGCGCUACGACUGUGUUUUUGUAAACACAGACUCCGAUUUACCUGGCAUGCAAGGCCUCGAGGUUGCUCGAGUUCGCACUUUUUUUUCAUUCAAGUAUCGGGGUAAUACAUAUCCCUGCGCCGUGAUACACUGGUUUGACAAGGUUGGCGACACUGCAGACGAAGAUACGGGAAUGUGGAUCGUUAGUCCCGCAGGUGGCACAUCCAAGCACGCUGUCAUUCACGUCGACGCUAUCUAUCGUGCUGCGCAUCUCAUUCCGGUGUAUGGCAUGGAGUUUUUGCCUCAGGGAUUCAAAUGUCACGACUUGUAUGACACAUUUCGAACUUACUACAUGAAUAAGUAUGCUGACCACCAUGCAUUUGAGAUUGCAUUUUGA
Molecule: messenger RNA, 2841 nt
Organism: Suillus discolor
Lineage: Eukaryota; Fungi; Basidiomycota; Agaricomycetes; Boletales; Suillaceae
Exons: 16
Coding region: 1-2841 (946 amino acids)
Source: RefSeq, a predicted model, not a curated record